GACUCGACGGAAGUACGCCGCGGCUUCGCGCAGCUUAUCACGCCGCAGUGUUCGCACAUUUUCAUCGAUGGGUCGUUCGAGAGGAUCUCUUCCAGCUUCUUCUCGCUCCAUCGCCGCAUCUUCAGCAUCCUUCGACAUUUUCCGGAACACGUGCGGACAUUUUGCAAGUUCUAAGUUUAGGGUGUCAGGCAACCCUACACGAAUUUCGUAUUCAGUUCAUAAUUAAACUUGUUAUUAAGCAAAUACAUUGGUGAAAGUGGGAGCGAAAGUUGAAAGAAAAGUCGAAAGAAACGGGCACCUGCAGCGAAUUUCAAGUGCAAGCAUGUUUGCCAUGCGUGUGGAAAACCUGACGAUCGUUCCCGACAGAUACGAUUUCAGUUUCAUGCCGAGUUGACAAUGUCUCAAAUUAUGGUCGAAGCUUUUGCAAGAAGUUUAAUCGAUAGGAUAAUGCUGGAAGCUUUCGACGCGAUUGAUACAAAUGACGAGAAAUUACAAACGCUGGAUGAUGAAGAAGAACGUGGUAUCCAAUCGCAGAGCACGCGAACGGUACAGCAAAUACAAAAUUGUUUGAGCAGAGAUUGCAACGGGUCAGAAACCACGGAAGCAAUAGAAAAGAUGGUGCUCGGUUUACGUAAUCUGCAAAUUGGAGAUUCGACUUCCGUGCCAUAUCACCUGUCCAAGUUAGAGAAACAGGUCAAGCACGUGGUGCGUAGCAUCGACGGUGUUUCACGCGAAGCCACGGCCGAUUUUAUAGAAACGCACCGAACUCAGGGUGAAGGCGAUGUGCAUCAAAUAGUCCACGAUGCAGUUAUCGAAACCACGACUGAGCCAAUACCUAUCGCCGAGGGGAAGGAACUCGAUGAUUCGAACGAAGCGACUAGAGUAUCUACCAGUCUGCUCCAUCGAAUGAUCGAGGAACUCGAAACGAAAGUGGAAGAAGAAUCCGAGCAGAAGACGGAGGCUGUCAGCAAAGAAAAGAUCGAGAUUUGGGAGGAAACGGAGGAACGAUUCAUAAGAACCAUCGAAAGUGUCGACGAUCCUGAUCAAAGUGGCAUGGAUCUCGCGAACGAGAACGACGUCCGGAACAGCGUGUGUAACUUCGCGUACGAAGAAAUCACGUCUUCAACGCCUUUCGUGAAAAGUGUCUCGUUGGAGGAGGUAACGAUCGAAGAGGUUACAUCCUCGCCGAUGCCCGUAACAUCCGGUAGAUCGAAGAAGAUGAUCCACAGCGAAACGCAGUCGGAACUGCUAAAGAGAAAGGGUAUUCUAAGUAGAACGCGGAAAUUAUUACGAACUAUGUUCGGCCGUCGGAAGAAAUGAUUUCAACAUCAGUUCAUCGUUCAAGUUCUUUCCUCGACGGCGUUACGGAACGAUCGGAUUAUAACGCAACGUUUAAGCGUAAACGUUGAGUGAACUUACUUCUUUCUAGAGGGAAAAUCGCGCUCGCUGUCUGCGUCUCGAGCUGAUAAAAAUAACUGCCAAGUUUAGUCAUCAGCUGGCCGCGCGUACAGCGUGGUCUAUGUACUCUUACACGAAGUUACGUGAAAUAAAUUCCACGCGUUCCUAGGACACCGUGGAGGAAAUGAUGUAUGUUAAAAAAUUUUUAUAUAAUACAGUGACUUUUUUUGGUAAACACACCAGAGUAUUUUUGAUAUUUUACCGAACGAUCGGCGUGAAAACGCGAUAAAUCGGCGUUUAUUAAGGGGCGCGAUGAGGUUGAAGGCCGUUCGGUGUGUAUUUCCGUUUGCAACCUGCGAUCCGG
This is a messenger RNA of Frieseomelitta varia, 1762 nucleotides long. RefSeq lists its product as uncharacterized. Lineage: Eukaryota; Metazoa; Arthropoda; Insecta; Hymenoptera; Apidae. The record is from RefSeq and is a predicted model, not a curated record. The coding region runs from base 397 to 1320 and encodes 307 amino acids. The transcript has 4 exons.